Messenger RNA from Lepus europaeus (European hare), 6897 nucleotides. It is a transcript of the gene NEURL1B, whose product is annotated as neuralized E3 ubiquitin protein ligase 1B. The transcript has 9 exons. Gene Ontology annotation, molecular function: ubiquitin protein ligase activity. Gene Ontology annotation, biological process: ubiquitin-dependent endocytosis. Gene Ontology annotation, cellular component: early endosome. The record is from RefSeq and is a predicted model, not a curated record. Bases 1 to 2619 code for a protein of 872 amino acids. NCBI's taxonomy places the organism in Eukaryota, Metazoa, Chordata, Mammalia, Lagomorpha, Leporidae.
AUGGCCGCUCCUGCGCGGGGCCGGGCUGCGGGCGCGGGGAGCGGACCAGAGCCGGGGCAGAGCGAUCCGGAGCCCGGGCCGAGCACGAGCAGCCGCCGCCGCCGCCGCCCUUCGCUCCGCGCGCCCUCCGGCCCGGCCCACUCCGCCGCCCGCCCCGGCCCGCCCCCGGCCCGCCCCCCGCGCUGCCAGCCCGCCCCCCUUAAAGGGCCCGGCGCGCGGCCCCCGCCGGCCACGUCCCGCCCCCGCCGCGCCUUUGUCCGGGCGCUGAGCGCCGCCGGGGAGGCAACCGGCGGGGGCAGUCGCUACUUGCUUAUUCCUCGCGCGCUCAGAGGGGGGCGUCCCUCAGAAGUGGCCGACUCGCCACCAGGGGGCUUUGUCACCUCCCUCGAAAAUGUCCCCGGGCGCGGAUGCAAGGCAGAUCAGCUCAAGGCCCGAGGCCCCGGCGAGCCGCCUCGCGUCCUGCCCCCCGCGCCGCCCGCCCUGCCCAUUCAUCCGCCUUCUGCUCUGGGAGCCCCCGCGGACGCCGCAGAUGAUGGGCCCUUCAAGCUGCCCAGCGCGCCUUCCCGGCCCGGGCGCGGGAGCGACGAGGGCGGGAGGUUCGGCCGAGCCUCUCCCGCCGCCCGGUGCAAACUUUCAAAAGAUGCGGCGGCCGCGGCCCCGCCCCUGCACGGUUGGAGGCGGCUGGAGGCGGGGGCGGAGCCGGCGAGCCCGGGCCGAUGGCUCCGCCUCCUCCUGCCGCCGCCGCCGCAGCCGCCGCCGCCGCCUCAUUGCCGGCGCCCACCCCAGCUGCCGCCCGCCGGCUCGCCGGAGCAGCAGAGAUGCCCGGGAGCCCGAGCCCAGCCCCGGCCCCGGCCCAGGCUCCGGCCCCCGGCCAGCCCCGGCGUUAACCUCCGCGCGCCCCGGAGCGCGCCGCCGCCGCGGACAUUCGCGCCCGAAGCCGCGAUGGGCAACACGGUGCACCGGACCCUGCCAGACGCAAGCCCACCGGCGCGCCUCCUCGCCACCCGGCCGUGCUGCGGCCCCGGCCCCGAGCGGCGCGCGGUCCUGGGUGAGGCGCCGCGCUUCCACGCGCAGGCCAAGGGCAAGAACGUGCGGCUAGACGGCCACUCGCGCCGCGCCACGCGGCGUAACAGCUUCUGCAACGGCGUCACCUUCACGCAGCGGCCCAUCCGCCUGUACGAGCAGGUGCGCCUGCGCCUGGUGGCUGUGCGCCCUGGCUGGAGCGGUGCGCUGCGCUUCGGCUUCACGGCGCACGAUCCGUCGCUCAUGAGCGCCCAGGACAUCCCGAAGUACGCGUGCCCCGACCUGGUCACGCGGCCAGGCUACUGGGCCAAGGCGCUGCCCGAGAACCUGGCGCUGCGCGAUACGGUGCUGGCCUACUGGGUGGACCGCCACGGCCGCGUCUUCUACAGCGUCAACGACGGUGAACCCGUGCUCUUCCACUGCGGUGUGGCCGUGGGCGGCCCGCUGUGGGCGCUCAUUGACGUGUACGGCAUCACGGACGAGGUGCAGCUGCUGGAGAGCGGCUUCGCAGACACCAUGACGCCGGCCCGCCUCAGCCAGGCCCGCUUCAACGCCUGCCUGCCGCCCAGCAGCCACGACGCCGCCAACUUCGACAACAACGAGCUCGAGAACAACCAAGUGGUGGCCAAGCUGGGCCACCUGGCGCUCGGCCGCGCCCCGGGCCCGCCGCCCGCAGACGCCGCCGCCGCCGCCGCCGCCGCCAUCCCGUGCGGGCCCCGCGAGCGCGCCCGGCCCGCGUCCUCGCCGGCGCUGCUCGAGGCCGACCUGCGCUUCCACGCCACGCGCGGGCCCGACGUGAGCCUGUCGGCCGACCGCAAAGUCGCCUGCGCGCCGCGCCCCGACGGCGGCCGCACCCUCGUCUUCAGCGAGCGCCCGCUGCGGCCCGGCGAGAGCCUCUUCGUGGAGGUGGGGCGCCCGGGGCUGGCGGCGCCCGGCGCGCUGGCCUUCGGCAUCACGUCCUGCGACCCGGGCGCGCUGCGGCCCGCCGAGCUGCCCGCCGACCCCGACGCGCUGCUCGACCGCAAGGAGUACUGGGUGGUGGCGCGCGCCGGGCCCGUGGCGAGCGGCGGCGACGCGCUCAGCUUCACGCUGCGGCCCGGCGGCGACGUGCUCCUGGGCGUCAACGGGCGCCCGCGCGGCCGGCUGCUGUGCGUCGACACCACGCAGGCGCUCUGGGCCUUCUUCGCCGUGCGCGGCGGCGCCGCGGGCCAGCUGCGCCUCCUCGGUACCCUACAAUCCAGUCCUGCAACCACAACUCCAUCCGGGUCCUUUAGCGGCUCCCAAGACGAUAGCGACUCAGACAUGACCUUCAGUGUCAACCAGUCCUCCUCGGCGUCUGAGUCAUCCCUGGUGACAGCCCCCAGCUCCCCGCUGAGCCCCCCAGUGUCCCCUGCUUUCUUGCCCCCGGAGCCGGCAGGCAGCAAGAACGGUGAGUGCACGGUGUGCUUCGACAGCGAGGUGGACACGGUCAUCUACACGUGCGGACACAUGUGCCUGUGCCACAGCUGUGGCCUGCGGCUCAAGAGGCAGGCCCGGGCCUGCUGCCCCAUCUGUCGGCGGCCCAUCAAGGAUGUCAUCAAGAUCUACAGGCCAUAACCUGGCCGCCACCGCUGGGCCUUGGCCAGAGCAAGGUCCUCUUGUGAAGCCCCACCGGGCUGGGCAAGCACCCUGGCUGCCUGAGAGUCCAAAGGCAGCGGCCGUGUCAUCUGCCACUCUCCAGUGGCGUCCAGUCGUGGAGAUGAGGCCCUGGGGGCUCUGAACCCCGGCUCUAAAGUGCUUUGCCCCCAAGAGCAAGCUCAGGAACUGCCUGGCAGAGUGCCCUGUCCCUCGGUGACCUUGCAGCCGGGAAACAGCAUCCUCCAUGUGAAGCUUAUUUCUGGGGCUGGGACUGAGUGUGUGAGAGGGAGGCGGGGCACAGAGCGAGAUAAGAGCACACAGGUGUUUUAUGCAGGGAGCUUGGCUGUGGGAGAUGGACAGGUAGGAAUGUGCAAUGCAGAACCCAGAUGUUAGCAUAAUUAGAAAACAUUCACUUUCCCUGGACGUGACCUAACCUGGUUUUGAACGAGCAAAGCUUGAACCUAAACAGAACUCCUUGGAUGCUAUAGGAAAAAAAAGAGACACUCAGCGUUUCUAAGGGGAGGCAAAAAACAAACAAACAAACAAAAAAAAACCUCAUUGUUUACAGCUCCAAGGCAGCAGCUCCUUGGGGGAGGUGAGUGGAGAACAUCGGGGGGCAAUCCGCCAUCGUGGGUUCUUGCAUCGUCUUGCACUGGGGUUGUGGUGGCUGCUGCGUGGCUGAGCUCUGGUCUUCUCGCCCCUAGCGCCCGAGACAGUGUACUAAGCACACUGCACCUUGACUUGUCUAGAUGCUUUCGGAUCUUGUCACUCCCCUCCCCGUGUCCAGGAAGAAGACAGGAGGCAGGGUUUUUUCCUGGGGGUGGGCGAUGCUCCCAGAGGCAGGUGGCUCCUGCGCAUGCGGCUCUCUCUGUUUCCCAGUGUGGCCCCAGGCGGCCUGGCCAACAGGGACUUGUGGGUAUUUCCAGAAGGCGGAGGAAGCAGGGCUUGGUCACUGGUCUUUGUUCUGGUUCUCUGUUUAGGAAGCUUCCCUUGCCAGUCACCAGGGUGUUCCCUGAAAAGCGCGUUAACUAGCAAUUGAGACUUUUACUGACAAUGUGGACGCUGGGAUUUCUCCCCCUUGCCCGGUGUAUUUGCUGAUGUUUGCUAGGAAGCUGACCCUGCUCCUGCCCGCUCACCACUGCCUGUGGUCUCUGCAGGCUCCAGCACACGCCUGGGCUGGCUGACUGCUCCAGGCCUGCCCCUCCCUCCCAGCCCCCAGUUCUGGGCCCCCCCAUCUGCCCUUGCUGCACCUUCAGGGAAGCGCUUUGACCGCUCUGAUUCUCCGUUAGCAGUCAGAAGUCUAGUACCUGACCCGUGCAAGGGCCCUCAGGACCAGCACGACAUUCUCAAAGGCUGGGGACGCCUGGAGAGGGGCGUGGGCAUUUUUCUCCCCUUUCCUAACCUGUGCGUCUCUUGCUGAGGAAGGUGAGGAGAAGAGGGUCUUCAGGGAGUUAGCAGUGAUGCACCAAGCAUUGGCUGUUUGGGAAGGGGGUGGGUGCCCAGGGCCAGGCCAGGCUCUCUCAAGAUGCCUCCCAUGAGGGUGGUCUGAGCCGGAGCUGUGCUUCUCUGCCUGGGCGUAGGCGUGGUUUUCUGACCAGAUCUCCCCUUCAGAGGAAACCCUGCUCUCUUGACUGGCUGGAACCUGCAAUGGGUCCUUCUUCCCUGGUGAAUUUGGGGAGCCUGCCCACAUUUUGAUUUCACAGCACGGUCUUUGGAGGAGCUGCUCCUGGAACUCCAGUGUUUGCCAGAGUAAGAGCUGGGGAUUCUGGGCAGCCCCGGGGGCACAGCUGGAGCUCUGGGCCUCCCCCUGUGCUGGCUGCACGAGGAAGCAAAGUCCCUGGCUGGGAGGGUCCUCGGACACUGCCCCUCCCCCCCAGCCCCAUGGAGACCGUCGCCGGCUCUGGUGGGCUGCGUCCAGGGACAGCCAGUUUGCCCCCUCCCCCACUCCCCCCCCCCCAGCUGCCACCUUGAGUCUCAGCUAAGGUCAUGAACAGCCGCCACCAGGAAACCAGUGGCUGAGGGUAAACCAGGAGUGCUGCUGGCCACCGUCACCUGUUGAACCUGCUCUGCAGCUGCUAUUAAUAACUUUCCUGCUUCUAAGAGGAGUUAGGGGGUGUCUGUCCUGAAAACCCAGCGCUCUGAGCAGAGUCGUUCAGAGCUAAGGAAGAGAUGCUCGUACCCCACCUCUACUGAGAAGGGGCAGGGUGGGGGGAGGGAACCACCUGUUAACUCCACACCUACUACGUGCCUUGGCACUGGGCUAGAGCAGGCCUGCCUGCAUUAGUCCUGUGAGGCAGGUCUUAGAGCCGUUCUGAGUCCAUGCAAGACAUUGCUGAUUGUAAAAUGCCACCAACGUACGUGCCACUAAGGACAAGAUGCAGCCGGCCCUGCCUGUAAGAUACCACUGGACAGCGCAUUCCCAUCAGAGGUGCUGGUGUAGGAGAACAUGCUACUUAGAGUCGGGAAGCAGGAUGGUAGCCCCAUUUGGCAGGGAGGGGCACUGAGGUUCUGCGUGUGAAGUGACUUCAUGGUCACGCACCUGGGGGUGGCAGGCCUGGGAGUCUGGUGCCGCAUCCCAUGCCGUCCACAGCCUGGUCCCGGGCCCCAGAGAGCCCCAGACCGAGCCCUCCUCCCUGAAGCUCAUGCGGAGGAGCCUGGGCACACUCCUGCACACACCCCGCUAGGACAGACGUCCGUGCCUUCAGGUCCGUCUGCGCGUACUCACCUUCUCCAAGGGGAGCUGAGCGGUCUGGGGUCUCAGCUGCAGCCCGGGGACCUGCUAUUACACUGGGGCACCGUGUGGAACAGCUGUGCCCAUGGGGUGCCCUUGGAGCAUCAGCAGCAAUGCCAGGAUGGGGGACGCCAGCAACUGCACUGCUCCCUGUGAGCAGGGCUGUUUGCAAGGGGAAACGAGCUCCUGUUUCUAGUGUGUUCCGAGUGAGUCUUUGGGGUUUAGCAGGGGUGGCAGGUCCCACACUGCAGCACAUUUGUCAGCCACUCAGCACCCACUGAACACUGAUCAGCAUGGCCGUGUUCUGGGCGGAUGACAGAGCCGUGCCGGAGCGCAGCGUGCAGAGGACAUGGACAGAUUUCGUCAGCAUGGCUCUGGCCCUGUGGUGUGAGGUCCUGGGCCAGCGUGUGCUCGGUACUUAGGAGAGGUCUACCCAUCAAGCAGAAGCCAUGUGAUGAGCGGUCAGGAGGGUUGGUAAAACAGCGCUUCUUCCACAACACACACAAAGUCACUCAACAAACAUGCUGAGCACCUGCCAAGUGUGGGGUGCUGGGAGGAAGGGCAGGAGGACGCUGCCCCAGCUCUGAUGCCAUAGAUGGCAACCUUAGGAGGUUCAUGAGAUAUUUGGGGCACAGUCCUUGGGGCGUUCUCGGCCCUCCUGUUGCCUUAGGUCCAUGUCGGGGCAUGCCCGGGGACUACUUGCCCAGUCCACAGCCUCCUGCAUGCUUUGUUUGAGGUGCCGGGCCCCUUGCGGUCAGUGAGCUGCUGCCCAAGCCGCCUUCAGCAGAGCCCCCUAGGGCGGCCGUGGGCCUGCCAUAGUGACCCUGUGGGGAGGGGGCCGCCUGCUGCUUUCAGGCCCCAGGAGAACCCCGAGUGUGUGAUGCCGGUUCAGAACGGGGUUGUGCAAAGUCUUGGGAAUGAGAGGCCAUAACCUCCCACUCUCGGUCCCACCCCUGCCCCAGCCUCAGCGGGGUAGGGGCAAGGGGGACCCACCGGCUCAGGAACACGCGGCCUGCCAGCGUUUCCCACUGUUUCGCUGUCUGGCUGACUUAGCCGAGUCGUCAGUGGAAUGACAUGUACAACAAUCGGUGCCUUAUGAAAGUGUCUGUGCACUUUUUAUCCUUUGUAAAACAACUUUUAAAAAGUGGGCGGGGGACCAGCAGAUGGAGUGGAUUCUGGAAAUCUGUGAUGAGCACCUGAACUCUUCCACAUUCUGAUCCUGAUGUUGCCAUGAAAAGGUGCCCGGCCCCCAGCCCACGCCCCACUACCUGUGUACAGGCCUUUGAAAAGCUGUCCUUUUUUCUCCUCCUUUUUCUGAUUCAAUGCUGUGACCACUCCCAUACAGUCUAAUCUUCGGGGAUCUGUAAUAAAGGGUUUCAGACUUAGAGGAGCGGGUUGGGAGGGGUUUGCACUGGCCUUUGUGUGUUGUGGUUUUGUGUGUUGUGUGUUCUGAUUUUUGUCUGUUUUUAUCUGUUUUAUAUUAACAUAAUUUUCCUGUUUAAAGAACAAAUACAACUUUGGCUUGU